AUGGCGCCGCUCCCAUCGGCUGUCGCGAGUCCAGAUGGUGGUUCUUCUGCUACCCCCUCUGAAGCUAUCUCGAGUGAACUUGCACAGACCUCCGCCGUUGACCCACAUGCUGGUCACGACCAUGGAAACACCGGCGUGCCCGUCGUCGCCGUCGUCAUGGUAGCUUUAGGUGCCGCCUUCAUCGUUGCCGCAGUCAUCUUCGCCUUCGUGCUGCGUAAAGGCAGGUCGCCGCCCCCGUCGUCACUGUCAGCGCUCUCCGAGUACCUCAACCAGAAGAGCUCCCAGCCCAACAGUCAAACCACAAGCGCGAGCAGCGGUAGUUCUUACGCCAGCUACCUUGUCGAUUCCAUCAAGCCUCCAGUCGUCGCGCGCCCUCCUCCCCGGCCGCAUCCAUCGAAACCCAAGUCUAACCCUUCACCCCCGAAGCAGCGCCGUCCGUUGCCUAGCUACAUUCCCUACCGUGGCCCGAUCGAACCUCCCUGUCUUCCCUACCCUCGGCUGCCUGAGCGGCCGCUCCCCGCGACGCCCGACGAGAUCGCACGUGAGCUUCAUCUGUGCUUCGGCAUCCGGCAGCUGUACCAGUUGAUGCCUGACUCGGGCUCGACCGACACGAUCCAGCUUCCCUCUGAUUCUUCUCCCGCACAGGUCCAGCCGAGCCUGGCGAGAACCACGUCCGAGGAGCACCCCGAGCUGGCAAUCGUCGGCGACCGGCUGCGUUCGCCUCCAGCCCGCUCAGCGCUGGAGGACCACCCAGAGUCAGCUGUCAUUCUGCACCGCCCCCGCCUCCCGCCAGCCCGACAACAAGAUAGGCUGCAGGACCACCCCGAGUCGGCGGUGUUGUUCGAUGGCUACUCGACGCGAACCGAGUACAUCCCUCGCAACGUCACGGCGACGCUGGACGACCUUCCGCUCCGCGUCGAUGGAAUCCUGAGCGAGUUCAUGCCCCAGUCCCCGCGCUCCAUCACGUCGUUCUUGUCCCGAUCUACGCGCUCGACGCGCUCGACCAGAUCUACCCGAUCCACGCGCUCGACCAGAUCCACCUCGACCGCGAACAGCUCCCACGCACCGUCGGACGCUGUCCCGCCCGUGCCCCGUCUGCCUGAGCAGUACAGCAGUCCCCGCGGUCUGCUGUUCAGCGACCUGGGUCAGCUCGGGCAGCUCGGGCAACUGGGCCAGCUGGGCCGCCUGUCGCUGCGCCGCUCGUCGAUCCAGGACGCCAACACGAGCGUGACGAGUGCGACGAACAGCAAGUCGAGCUACACGAGGCUGUCCGAUCCCGUCGUGUCGCAGUGCGAAGGCUCCUGCUGCGAGGAUCACCCAACAAGCCCCACGACCCCCACGAGCCCCCUCCGGCGCGCAGCCACGGCCAGUGCCAAGGCGGUACGACUGCAAGCCGCGCAGGCCCAGUUCACGUCCUUGCAUGCGCGAGGAUCGACGGGUGGGUCCAACGGCGGGGCACCACUGCUUCCAGACACACGCAGCGCGUGA
Trichosporon asahii var. asahii CBS 2479 is the source of this 1488-nucleotide messenger RNA. RefSeq lists its product as uncharacterized. The transcript is spliced from 3 exons. Lineage: Eukaryota; Fungi; Basidiomycota; Tremellomycetes; Trichosporonales; Trichosporonaceae. The record is from RefSeq and is a predicted model, not a curated record. The coding region runs from base 1 to 1488 and encodes 495 amino acids.